AAGGAUCUUUUUGGCAGAAGUGGGUCUUGAUUCUUCUGAGGCAGAGAAGACUCCGCUGGACGCCAGAGUGAGGCCUCUGGGUGACGGAAUGAUGCCACCAAGACCUGCUCCCUCAUCUUUUCAUGGUGGUGGAGGGGAGGCAGCAGCUGUGGACCCAGAUCAGGGUCCAGUGUGCUUUGAAGAUGUAGCUGUCCAUUUCACAGACGAGGAGUGGGCGUUGCUGGAUCCUGACCAGAGAGCUCUCCAUAAGGAAGUCAUGGAGGAGAAUCGUGGGAUCUUGGACUCUCUCGUUUCAGGUGGUGAUGAAUUGGAAAUAAAGAACAAGGGAGACCACAACGAAAUCCACACAGUGGAGGAGCCAUAUCAGGAUUCAGACUGUGGAGAGAGCUUCAGUCAGAGCUCCCAUUCCACUUCCCAUCAAAGAAAUCCCCUUGAGAAGAAACCUUAUCACUGCUUGGAAUGUGGAAAAAGCUUCACUCGGAGUGCCAAUCUCACUUCCCAUCAAAGGAUUCAUACAGGGGAGAAACCCUAUCAGUGCGUGGAAUGUGGAAAGAGCUUCAAUCAGAGGGCCAAGCUCAUUUCCCAUCAAAGGAUUCAUACAGGGGAGAAACCCUAUCACUGCUUGGAGUGUGGAAAGAGCUUCACUGAUAGCUCCUCCCUCACCUCCCAUCAAAGAAUUCAUACAGGGGAGAAACCCUAUCAGUGCGUAGAAUGUGGAAAGAGCUUCACUCGGAGUGCCAAUCUCACUUCCCAUCAAAGGAUUCAUACAGGGGAGAAACCCUAUCAGUGCGUGGAAUGUGGAAAAAGCUUCAGGACGAGCUUUGAACUCACUUUGCAUCAAAGGAUUCAUACAGGGGAGAAACCCUAUCACUGCUUGGAGUGUGGAAAGAGCUUCAGUCACAGGUACAAUCUCACUUCCCAUCGUAGAAUUCAUACAGGGGAGAAACCAUAUCACUGCUUGGAUUGUGGAAAGAGCAUCAGUCGCAGCCAUGAUCUCACUUCCCAUCGUAGAAUUCAUACAGGGGAAAAACCAUAUCACUGCUUGGAGUGUGGAAAAAGCUUCAGGAUGCACUCUGAACUCACUUCCCAUCAAAGGAUUCAUGCAGGGGAGAAACCCUUUCAGUGCAUGGAAUGUGGAAAGAGCUUCAUUAGAAAGCACAGUUUCACUUCACAUCAAAGAAUUCAUACAGGGGAGAAACCCUUUCAGUGCUUGGAAUGUGGAAAGAGCUUCAAACAGAGGGCUCAUCUCACUUCCCAUCAAAGGAUUCAUACAGGGGAGAAACCCUAUCAGUGCUUGGAAUGUGGAAAAAGCUUCAGGACAAGCUCUGAACUCACUUCCCAUCAAAGGAUUCAUACAGGGGAGAAACCCUGUCAGUGCCUGGAAUGUGGAAAGAGCUUCAGUCAGAGGGCCAAGCUCACUUCCCAUCAAAGGAUUCAUACAGGGGAGAAACCAUAUCAGUGCUUGGAAUGUGGAAAGAGAUUCACCUGGAAAAUAAGCUUCACUUCCCAUCAAAGAAUUCAUACAGGGGAAAACCCCUAUCAGUGUCUGGAAUGUGGAAAGAGCUUCACCAGGAAAGAAAGUCUCACAUCCCAUCACAAAAUCCAUACAGGGGAGAAACCCUAACAGUGCGUGGAAUGAGGAAAGAGCUUCAGUCAAAGCAAAAAUUUCAUUUCCCAUCAGAGAAUUCACACAGAGAAUUCAGUGCCAAGAGUGUGAUCGGAGGGAUUUAUGAAAGUUUGGUCUCAUUUUUAAAGUUCUUAACACAAUUGGAGCUCUUAAAAGGACUUAGAGCUCCCUGAAAAAGCUAAAAUCAAGACAGGUUUGGAUAAGUUCGUUUCUCUUUGAAGGAAAAUAUUUCUUCUACUCUGAGCCACUUAAAGAGAAUUGGAUUCCUGCAAGACAACUACUCUUAUCUGGACGUAUAAAUUGCUAUGUCCUCUUGGACACAUUUUUUAUUUUUUAUUUUUUAUGGUUCUUCUCUUAAAGUAAUUAUUUGGUUUAUUUGUUUAAUUGAAAUCUUAAUUUGAGAAAUUGGAUUUUAUGUUGAACAGCUUAUGUGUGUUGGGUAUCAGGCUGGAAGGAAGAGGGAGGGCUGGAAAAAUGCAGGUAACAGGAUCUCUUGGGAAAGAGUUAUUCUGUGACCUUGACAAACUGAUAAGGUGCUGCUGGAAAAUAGGCUGCUUUGAGAACAAGGGAGAGGGAGAUUUUGAAUAUGGCAGUUCAAAAACAGUUAACACCAGGCCUGUGUUAAAUUUGGAGAAGCUAUUAGCCCGAAUUGAUAAAAAUCAUUAAAUGGUGACAAAUUUGACCACUAAAGUAGAGACACUGACAAAGAAAACAGAAGCACUAGGUCUCUCCAUGAAACGAAGGGAGGAGAAGUCUGAAAAGAUGGGGGAAAAGACAAAAAAUGGAAAUAAGAACAGGAGACACUUAGGAUUGCUGUCGACGGUUUGGGUGGAAGAUAAGAGGCAAUUGCGGGCGCUUUGGCGGUUCUUGAGAUGAGACAGAAAGCCCAGCCUCUGAGACGGAGAGGAGGGAGGAGAGCAGGAUUUUAGCAAAGGUUUGAGCGGAGUGGCUGGGAGUGGAAGAGGAAUUCAUGGAGGAGGUGCCACUCUCCUCACAGCUGGGGUGGUGGUGGUUUUUUGGGUAGAAAACCAAUGUGAAUAAAUCCCCCCCCAGUGAAACCCCCUGGCCGGUCCUCCUGUCUCCGUCUCCCUGUGCCCCCACCCUGCCCCAAUCAAAGUCCCAGCCAGCAGCUGCCCCCAAGGCCUUCCUCCACCCAUCUUGGGGCCUCAAGGCAUGCGGGCAGAAUUUGGUGGGGGGCCCGGCUGGGCUCAGAUGUCUGCUUUCCUCUCCUUGCACCGAGAAGCUUGUCUACUAACUAAUGGAUAAAGGGUUGUUUGGAAGACUAAGCCCUCUCAACCCCCCACCCUGUUUUAAGGAAAACCCGCAGGAGGGGCGGGUAAGGGAGGCAGAACUAGGAAGUCCAGAAGUGACCGAGGCCGAGCAUCCACAGGAAGCAGAACCACAACCGAGUGGACCAGUGGCGUCCAAUCCAACGACCCCGUCACAGCCGGCAGCCCUGGAACAAGAGCCAGAACCAGGAACCCCUGCUGAGAGACACCCAAGACCACAAGGCAUACGUAGGUGACCGGAAUACCUCAACAACUAGGAAUGCUAACCUUCUGGGCGCAACAGGAACGUAGAGGGGAGGGGGGUUAUGUACUAAGCUUGGAGCCUAGAACAAAAGGCUAGUGGGAUCCUAGAAUGCAACAACUGAUUGGCCUGCAGGAAAAGACCAAUCAGGCUCCAGGAGGGAAGCAGAAUCAGCCAGUCAGACGGGACUGAUUGUGCAAAUAAUGUAUAUAACAGACUAAGGUUUGGGGUGCAAUUAAAUCACUGUUUUACAAGCUGCAAUAAAGAGCAUGAAAUCACUACAGGACUCAGAGUAUAUUUCAGAGAAUCUAAUGCAUCUUUGUUUGGGAUUGUCCAGCAAGGAGAUUGGAGAUGGUUGCCAGUCAAAGGGUAGUUUAAGACACGGGGGGGGGAGAGCUCCUUGUGAAAGGGGGGGGCAGUUUUGGGAGACAUUCCAGCCGUGGCAUUGGGAGCCAGAUGAGGAAUCCUGGAAGAGGACACUCCAGGCUCAUCUAGUCCAACCCCUGCAAUUCAGGAACCCCGGUUCUUAGUCUCGCCAGCUCCCUUGAACUGGGCAACUCAGAUGCCUGGAGCAGCGCCCCGUUGGAGAACAGCCUUGGGUCGCCUCUGGAGCUGGCCGGACCUUUUCGACGGCUGUUUCCAUCCCCCCUGCCUUCUGCUGGCAGGCCCGGUUGGGAGCCCUCAAAGCCCAUUGAGGGUGCCUGGUCCUGGAGGUGGUUUUCAAGUUGGAACUAUGUUUUGACCCUUUGCCAAAAGGAGAUGCCACAAAGUGUGUGUCGGGAGGGUGUCUUUUCAGUGCCAGGAUACAAGGUGCUCUCUUGACCUGGGAGCCCAAUCCCUCUCCCCCACCCCUAGAAAAGGGGGUCUUCCCCUCAUCCUCUCCUUGCAGAACCCCCUUUUCCUUCCUCUUUGCUCAGAGAGUCGAAACCAACUCUCUCUCAAGGGACCCUGGAGCCAAACACUUGAAGAGUUUUACUUCUCUGGGCCCCUGACCAACCACAUGGCUGGAUGGUCAUUUCCACCAUUCCAGAGGUGAGACCCUCCAUCCUAACCAGGGAGGGUGUUGCUUUACUUGCCAACAAGCAGGACACACACGCCUGUUUGUUGGCAUCAGGCUGCAAGAAGCUCAGGGGAAGUGGCAGGUUGGGGCACCUAGGAGAAUAUCCUACACCCAAAGACGCCCCAUGUGGUUUAGCGGACAGACUAAGAGCCCUGGAGCUGAAGGAGGGAGACCUGGGCCCAGUCCCCCCCAUGGCUAGGAGCUCUGGAGGGAGGUGGGGAAGAUGGGGAGUGAGAGGAGCUGGUUCUGGGUGGAAACAUCCACUCUGAGGAAAAGAUCACCAGCUAGAGAAAGGAGUCUCUGAGCUUAGUGGGAAGGACAGUGUGUGGUGUCCUGGGAGAGGAAAUCAGGCCAGGAAUGAACUGGGAGGCUGAGCCAGGAGAAGGAGGAGCUGGAAAGAGACCGGCUGCUGAGCUCUCAUCCCAGUCAGGAGGGGAGAGAUCCUUCUAGAAAGAGAAGACUCCCAAACCAGAGAUCCCUUGGGUCUUUGGCUUGGGUACCUCGGGAGUAGGGUAACUGGCAGAAAGUGCCACCUUGUUAAGAGCCAAAGUAUUACGUGUGAAACAACUGAGAAAACCUUGAAGAGAAAUAACAUUGUAAACUGAGGUAUCCUAAGUUUUAUCCACUCAUGUCAAAAACUUCCUUGUUAAAUAAAAUUGUUAAUGUUUAUUUGAA
Molecule: messenger RNA, 4892 nt
Organism: Podarcis muralis (Common wall lizard)
Lineage: Eukaryota; Metazoa; Chordata; Lepidosauria; Squamata; Lacertidae
Source: RefSeq, a predicted model, not a curated record